ACCUCAGCAGAGCACUGACACUUUUAACUGUCUGAAUUCAUGAAGUAAUGCAACAAAAUCCCACAACUUGGAGCGACUGCCUCAGAGUUGGAGACCUCAGAAGCAGUCGUCAGGAAAAAUGAAGAUGUGGACUUAUUUAUGAAACCCAGAAACGUCUUCAAAAUGCCUGCAGUCCAUCAGCCAUCAAGAUCUUCAAUUCGGGGACAUAAAGCAUCAAAAUCAUGGGCUCAAACGAAAGCUGGAUUGUCAAAGCUAAUAGUCACCAAUCAACCCAUCCACAUCGUCUCCACCAUGUCUACUCACAAUGCCUCAGUUCAUCCAACUUCUGGUUCCUUUGAAGACCUGCUGGACCACAUUCCCUUACCGCAAUGGGCAAUCUAUGCAAUCUUUGGACUGGGUGGCCUCAUUAUUCUGCUAUGUUGCCUCUGCAUCUGCAUUAAAUGUUGCUGCAAAAGGAAGAAGAGACAGAAAAAGGAUCAGCAGAUCCUUUUGAAGGGGUUAGAUGGAAAAACAGCCACGGCUCUGGCUCAGCCAGACAUGGAGGAUAUUAACUACGGUUCAGUCAAACAAUAUAGAGGAAAACUACUUUACUCUUUGGAGUACAACGCCACUUUAUCUGAGCUUACAGUGGGGAUCAAACAAGCUGACAGCCUGAAGGCGAUGGACUUGGGCAGGAGUUCUGAUCCAUAUGUCAAAGUCUACAUUCUCCCUGACAAGGCCAAGAUUUUUGAGACGAAAGUGUUCAAAAACACAUUAAACCCCUUCUUCAACGAGCAGUUCACCUUCCAGCUAUCUAAGUCUGCUCUUCAGAAGUCCACAGCCGUGAUGAAGGUGUUCGACUUCAACCGCUUCACCAAACAUGAGAUCAUCGGCGAACUCAGGGUGCAGCUCUGCAACAUUGACCAGAAUCACGUCAUCGAGGAGUGGCAGGACCUGGCGAAGCCCGCCAAGUUUGAGGAAGAAAACUUWGGGGAGAUCUGCUUCUCUCUGUGCUAUGUUCCAACAAGCAGCAAGCUCACCGUGGCGAUCCUGGAGGCCAAAGACCUAAAGAGCAUGGACCUGGGAGGAAGCUCAGAUCCGUAUGUGAAAGUACAGCUGACUUUGAACAAAAGGAAGUGGAAGAAAAGAAUAACAUCUAUUAAGAAGAAAAGUCUGAACCCCUAUUUCAACGAGWCCUUUACUUUUGAUGUGUCACUGGAUCAAAUACAGAGGGUGAACCUGGUGAUCUCAGUUUGGGACCAUGACGCCAUGAGCAGGAACGACAGCAUGGGAAAACUGUUCCUGGGCUGCGAUUCCACAGGAAAUCAGCUGAGGCACUGGGCCGACAUGCUGUCCAACCCGCGGCGACCGGUCGCUCAGUGGCACAGCCUGCUGUCGGCUGAGCAGGUCAACGCCAGCCUGGGACUGAAAAAGAAAAUCCCUGUUCCCAACAAAUUUAAAGAAAAUAAACUAUUAAAAAAACAUUUUAAAUAGACAGGAAAGUAUUCUGAAAAAAUUAUUUUCCUGUGUAUCAGUAAUGUUGAUCACACUGUAGGAUAUGCAUGUAGGACUCACAUUUGGGCAACAAAAUUUGAUCACAKUAAGAAUACCUCAACAAUUUUGUAAUAUCAUACUUUAUCCRUGUAAAAAUACCCCUGGUUACAUUCUCGUGUAAAAUCUGUGCAAACCAGAGUUUGGAUUUUGAGAAAAUCUCCUUAAAUAGUUCAUCAGGUCAAAUGAUGUGUCUGAGUUAUGAAGCAUGGAUUUUUGGAAGCUCACCCAGAUUUACCGAUUGAAUUCACAUUUCAAGCAUUCAUGUCUCCUGAACGCUUUCACAUUUUAUGAAGGUACGGCCACAAACAUUAAUGUAUUUCAUUACGGUUUUAUAUAACAGCAUGAUUGUAAAGAGAAAGCAAAAUACAUUGUUUUCAAUUAUAUAUUUUUAGUUUUUAUAAAUAAAUAAAUGUAAAAAGUGUGUCAUGUAUACUUUGCUGAACCAUGUCUCCUGUCUUUGGAAUAUGUCCACCAUUAGUGUUUUGAAAAGAAUAUGGAGAAACGUCUGAUGCAGAUGUUAUGCAUAGUGCUGAUGCCAAACUGAUGGCUUUAUCUCUCUCUCUCAAAWUGUGACUGGAUAAACAAAUGGAACUCAGAGGAAACUUAUUUUUGCUGGUUUAUAACCAAAAUAUUCUGUUGCUUUUCAACAAUACUUAGGGUACUUCAAGCUUGUCUUGUUUACUUAGAAAUAAACCUCCAGACCAAUACAAUUAACGUUUCUCCCUUUUCCAACUUAUCCUUUUUGUUUGGUAUAGUCUGCAUUUGUAAAAUACAAUUUAAAUGUGUAUUUUUCAUAACGUUGAGAAAUACCUCUUGUAACAGUUGAUAUUUCUGGUUGCUGCCAUAUUAAAUCAGGGUAAAACUCUCUGAAUGUUGAACARAUAUAUCGCCWUUAAGAGAAGUCAACUCUGAGUUUAUUAAUGUUCAUAAUCUGUUGGUUGUUCUUUAUAAAAAUUUUGAAUAGUUUUGAUAAGUAAAUAUUGUCGCCUUCCUAAAAUAAUGGCCUAUGUCAUUUUUUGUCAACAUUUCUUUCUUUUUUUACCUAAUUCUUUGACAAUGAAGAGGUGGUGAUUUUAUUAUU
Poecilia reticulata (guppy) is the source of this 2614-nucleotide messenger RNA. RefSeq names its product synaptotagmin VIII (gene syt8). The record is from RefSeq and is a predicted model, not a curated record. Lineage: Eukaryota; Metazoa; Chordata; Actinopteri; Cyprinodontiformes; Poeciliidae. Gene Ontology annotation, biological process: calcium ion-regulated exocytosis of neurotransmitter; synaptic vesicle endocytosis. Gene Ontology annotation, cellular component: plasma membrane; axon; synaptic vesicle membrane. Gene Ontology annotation, molecular function: calcium-dependent phospholipid binding; SNARE binding; clathrin binding.